AGUGGUCACGCUGAAGCGGCCCCUCCUCUAGAAGAAGGACAGGAAUGCUGGUACUUACCAAUCUUUGGCGUGUAUCACCCAAAGAAGCCGGAUCAGAUCAGAGUGGUGUUUGAUUCCAGUGCUCAAUUUAAGGGCAUUUCCUUGAACAACGUAAUGCUCACCGGACCAGACUUGACCAACAGUCUCCUAGGGUUACUCACCCGUUUCAGAAAGGAGUCAAUCGCUGUAACAGCCGACAUUCAACAAAUGUUCCACUGCUUCAUUGUCUGAGAAGAUGACAGAAAUUACCUCAGGUUUCUGUGGUACCGCAAUAACAAUGUCGAUGAUCGAAUUGUUGAAUACAGAAUGAAGGUGCAUGUCUUCGGCAACAGCCCAUCCCCAGCGGUAGCCACCUAUGGACUUAGGAGGACCGCGCAGGCAGGAGAAGGGGAGUUUGGGGAAGACGCCAAGCGAUUUGUAGAGCGAGAUUUCUACGUUGACGACGCACUUAAAUCAAUGCCCACGGCCUCAGAAGCCAUCGAUCUGCUCCAAAGGACGCAAGGAAUGUUAGCAACUGCUAACCUGAGACUUCACAAGAUAGCAUCCAGCAGCGCAGAAGGGAUCCAGCAUGUUGGGUUCAUAUUGGGCAAGGCCAAAUUGGCCCCACAACCAGAACAUACCAUCCCAAGGCUCGAGCUGUGUGGAGCCGUUCUAGCUACGGAAGUGGCGGAACUGAUCUUAGACGAAUUGGACGUCAAACUGGACGCAGUCAAGUUCUACACGGACAGUAAGGUCGUACUAGGCUACAUAAACAACCAAACCAGAAGGUUCUACACCUACAUCAGCAAUAGAGUGGAACGCAUCAGGAGAUCGACGCAGCCGGAGCAAUGGAAUUAUGUUCCAACUGACCAGAAUCCAGCAGAUCUCGCAACUAGGUCCGUCCCUGCAUCUCUGCUGAAGCAAACCAUCUGGCUGACGGGUCCAGCGUUCCUCUUACGAUGUGACAGUGGCCCAUGUACUACGAAAGAGACCUUUGGACUCAUAGAGCCCGAGCCCGACAAGGAGAUUCGUCCUCAAGUGACAACUUUCGUAACAGAUGUGUGACCGAUAAGUCCACUGAGUCCACACCAUUUUGAACAUUUCUCGAAAUGGACGACGCUCGUGCGAGCGAUAGCACGUCUAACGCAUAUCGCAGACUGCUUCCAUCGCCCGAUGAGAGGCACCAUUGGUAGCUGCAAUGGAUGGCAUCACUGCACAGUGCCACGCACUGAAGAUGAGCUUUCCAGAGCAAGGAAAUCAAUCUUCCGCUGUGUGCAACAGGCAGCUUAUGCAAGUGAGAUCAGAUCCAUCAACAAGGGAGAAGACCUUCCUAGGGUCAGCACCCUCAGGAAGCUAAACCCUAGGAUGGACGAAGAUGGCUUGCUCAGGAUUGGUGGUCGGCUAGGGAAUGCAAAAUUAGAUGAGAACAAACGGAACCCCCUCAUAAUCCCAAGUCAGAGCCACAUUGCAAUUUUACUUGUGCGCCACUAUCACGAGAAGGUCAAGCACCAAGGUCGGCACUUCACAGAAGGAGCAAUCCGAUCUGCAGGGCUGUGGAUCGUUGGAGCAAAGAGGUGCGUCGCCAGCAUAAUUCACAAGUGUAUCAGGUGUCGCAAGCUACGUGCAAAACAGGAAGCACAGAAAAUGGCAGACCUCCCAGCCGAUCGACUCAGUGUAGAACCUCCCAUCACCUCUGUAGGGAUCGACGUGUUCGGACCAUGGACAGUCAUCUCCCGCCGCACCAGAGGAGGGCUCGCGAACAGCAAAUGUUGGGCAAUGCUGUUCACCUGCACGAGUACACGAGCAGUGCACAUCGAAGUCAUCGAGUCCAUGGACUCUUCGAGCUUUAUAAAUGCACUCAGGAGAUUCUUCGCCUUCAGAGGGCUAGCCAAGCAACUCCGUUCUGAUUGUGGAACCAAUUUCACUGGAGCAUGUAAAGAGCUUAAGAUCAGUACAGAGAAUGUCGAAGAUGAUUCUGUCAGGAAAUACCUUAGUGACCAAGGCUGCAUAUGGAUCUUCAAUCCUCCUCACUCUUCGCAUAUGGGUGGAGCCUGGGAACGCAUGAUCGGGGUUGCUCGACGCAUUCUCGACUCCAUGCUGUGUGAUGUCGGGUCCACACGGCUCUCUCACGAGGUCUUGACCACUCUCAUGGCCGAGGUCUCAGCCAUAAUUAAUUCAAGACCCCUGAUCCCCGUCUCAACUGACCCGGAGUCACCAUUCAUCUUGACUCCUGCUACACUUCUUACCCAGAAGACAGAUGUGCUCACAGCACCUACCGAGGAGGCCAGCACUGCAGACCUCUACAGACGUCAAUGGAGACAAGUGCAGAGCUUCGCGAACACGUUCUGGCGUCGCUGGAAAAACGAGUACCUUGCGACACUCCAAGUGCGCAACAAGUGGCAGUCUAACAGACCAGACAUCCAAGAAGGCGACCUCGUCCUACUGAAGGACAACCAAGCCAAACGGAAUGAGUGGCCAAUGGGCCGCAUCCUCAAGUCGAUUCCAAGUGCCGAUGGAAAAGUUCGAAAAGUCGAGGUUAUGAUUGCGAAGCAAGGUGUCGCAAGAAC
Petromyzon marinus (sea lamprey) is the source of this 2585-nucleotide messenger RNA. Lineage: Eukaryota; Metazoa; Chordata; Hyperoartia; Petromyzontiformes; Petromyzontidae. The record is from RefSeq and is a predicted model, not a curated record.